ACAUAAAACAUUAAAACCUUGUUCUAAUUGUUCAUAAUUCAUUCUAAAUUAAUCGUCAUUUAAUUACAUCAUUAACACCCAAGAUUUUGCCCAUUUUCGAAAACCUCCAAAUUCUCCGAUUCUCUUCUCCUUUCACACCACAACACGUCGAAUUCAGAGGAGAGAGAAAGUAAGAGAGAGACUCACAUGCACUCCUUUUCACCUCCAUUGAUGAACCUUCACUUCAAUGAAGAGGAGGUCUUCUCCCAUCGAAGAAGACGAUGAUGAUGAUGAUGACGCCAGCAGCAACGACAACGAUGAUGAUGACGCCAGCAAGGAAGCAAAGGUUUCGCCAUUGUUGUAUCUUCCGACAAAAUUUGAAGCUCGUGAUUACAGUCUCGAUUAUACUCUGCAUCUUCGGAUUCUGGAAAUUUCAGUCGCAAUUAAUUUCAUCUCCGCCCUCGAAAAUGACGCGUUUAUCUCGGCGCGUAGGCCCUAUAUCCUUUGUCGGUCCUCCGAAGAUCGCAUUCUUGUUCCUCACUCGCCGUCAUCUCCCUCUCGAUUUUCUAUGGGGAAGCUUCUUCGAGGAAGUUGAUGUGGCAAGUUAUUCGAUUUACAUUCACUCCGAGCCAGGUUUUGUGUUUGAUGAAUCAAACACCCGAUCGCCUAUGUUUUUUGGUCGGCAAUUAAGCAACAGCAUUCAGGUAGCGUGGGGCGAAUCGAGUAUGAUUGAAGCAGAGAGGUUAAUGCUUGAUGCAGCACUCGAGGACCCUGCCAAUCAGAGAUUUGUUCUUCUUUCAGAUAGCUGUGUCCCUUUGUAUAAUUUUAGCUACAUAUACAGUUAUGUUAUGCAAUCUCCUAAGAGUUUUGUAGACAGCUUUUUGGACAAAAAGGAAAAGGAAGGUCAAGGUCGCUUUAACCCAAAGAUGUCACCGGGUAUAACGGAGGACAAAUGGCGAAAAGGGUCACAGUGGUUCACUUUGAUACGGAGACAUGCUGAAGUUGUGGUUGAUGAUGGUCUUGUCUUUCCUCUCUUCAAAAAGUAUUGUAAGCGACGUCCACCGGUUGAUGAUUCAAAGGGAAAGCUGAAUCUGAAACUUCAGAAGCAGCACAAUUGCAUUCCAGAUGAGCAUUAUCUGCAGACAUUACUUACUAUGUCGGGGCUUGAGAAAGAACUGGAACGUCGGACAUUGACCUAUACUCUAUGGAAUGACUCCCCCGCAAAUAUGGAAGGGAAAGGCUGGCAUCCUUUCACGUUCAGUCGUUCGGCUGCAAAUCCCCAACGUAUUAAAGAAAUAAAGGAUAUCAACAAUGUAUAUUACGCAACAGAGUAUAGAACAGAGUGGUGCCGAACUAAUUCUACAGCCGUUCCUUGCUUUCUAUUUGCUAGGAAAUUCUCGCAAGGAGCUGCUAUGCGGCUUUUAAGUGAAAGGCUGUGGACAGAAUGAUGAUACCUGACCAUACUCAUACGAUUAUGUAGAGAAGUUUAUUUAGAGGGCAUACUGUAGUGACCCAACUAUUGGGAUAACUAAUACAAAGAAGCUGGACAAGGGAUUAUUAGGUUGUAGAUUAUUGUUUUCUUAUUGAUUUAAUUUUGUUUUCCAAAAUAAUAAAUAGAUUAAUCUUAGUUGAAUAGUUGAAUAAUGUACAAAGUUUACAAGGAUUUAUAAGUUUUUUGUUAUGAAAUCUCUACAUGAAAGUUUGGUGUU
Spinacia oleracea (spinach) is the source of this 1688-nucleotide messenger RNA. Its product is annotated as glycosyltransferase BC10. Gene Ontology annotation, cellular component: membrane. Lineage: Eukaryota; Viridiplantae; Streptophyta; Magnoliopsida; Caryophyllales; Amaranthaceae. The record is from RefSeq and is a predicted model, not a curated record. Gene Ontology annotation, molecular function: glycosyltransferase activity. Bases 261 to 1427 code for a protein of 388 amino acids. The transcript has 12 exons.